CCUUCAUUUGCAUAGUAAAAUAAAAACAGUGAUAAUUUUAUUUUAUUGGCAUAAGAAUGUCAAGGAAUGACAGAUUUAGGUUAUAUCCGGGAUGAAUUUAAAAAUAAUUCAAUUAAAAUUAGACCAUGAAUACUCGUAAAAGAAGUUAAAAAAGAAAUUGAAAUGGCUUUACUCGGCGCACAAUUAGUUAUUACCCUUAUUAUGGUAUCAGUUAUACAAAAAUUCAGCAAGUAUUCGUUUGCUCGAUGGUUAUUAUGUUCCCAAGGAUUGUAUCGGUAUUUAUAUCCUGAUAACAAUGAAUUAAAAACACUAGCUGGUGUUCCAAAGGAUAAGCCAAAGGGCAAAAAAACUGGAAAAUCGGAGAAUGGGAAGCCAGAGACUUUUCAUGUGCCUCGUAGCUUGGAGCUACAGCUCGAGACUGCACCCGUUACUGCUUUAGAUGUUAUUCAUUUGAGGUUUUAUGCUGAGUACUUGUGGAUUGUUGAUUUUUCGUUAUAUACAAGUAUUGUUUAUAUCUUGUCAGAGAUUUACACAGGUAUAUUCCCGCUUAAGGAUGAGUUCAAUCUAAGUAUGGUUUGGUGCCUACUUGUGGUGCUAUUUACAUUUAAAAUCUUACUGUCGCUGACAAAGCAGUACUUCACAAGUGAAGAAUCUAUAGGAGAGAGGUCUACAUGCAUUGUGGCAUUCUGCGUCUUCCUGCUGAUAGCUAUGAUGGUGUUAAUUGUUGACGAAUCUAAUCUCGAAGUAGGAGUGGAUCCAGCGUAUGAUAGUUUUUAUGAAAAUGCAUCUAAAUUUCUUGAGAAUCAGGGAUUAUCAUCUGUGGGGCCGGCUUCUAAACUCAUAUUAAAGUUGUCUCUGGCUGUGUGGGCUGCCAUAAUUGGUACACUGUUCACUUUCCCUGGACUGAGGGUUGCCAGGAUGCAUUGGGAUUCAUUGAGAUACUAUGAUGAUAAUAAAUUCAAAGUGUUACUUUUGAAUAUAAACUUUGCGAUGCCAUUUGUGCUGGUCUUGUUGUGGGUCCGUCCUAUAACUAGACAUUAUUUAACUGUUAGAGUGUUCAGUGGAAUGACAACACCACUUAUGACAUCCCAAGCAUUUGACACACUCCGACUGUUGCUGGUUGUGGUGACAGUGGUGAUCAAGUUAAUGCUGAUGCCGCGACAGCUGCAGGCAUACCUCGACAUGGCGCAGAGGAAACUCGACUCACAGAAGAAGGAAGCUGGUCGAAUUACAAACAUUGAGUUGCAGAAGAAGAUAGCUUCAGUAUUUUACUACCUUUGUGUGGUGGCGCUGCAGUACAUAUGUCCUAUCAUACUGUGCCUGUUCCUCACGCUGAUGUACAAGACUCUAGGUGGUUACACAUGGACAGGUCUGAUCUAUGACACUGAGCCAGAAGUCAGGACACCUAGGUCAGUGCCUAGUGCACUGGAUGUGGAGGGCUUCGAACAGUAUCAGAUGGCGUGGGAGAAUCUUAAGAUGAUAUUCACAGUGGAGGUACACCGCGGGCUGCUGGGGUUCGCGACCUGGUGGUGCUGCUUCUCUUGGUUCCUCACCACAUCACUGGGUACCAUGUACCAGUCUUACUUCAGAAUUUCAUGAACAUAGUAUAGUUAACUAACACGUUUAAUGCCACGAUUUCUAAGUAUUAAAAGAAUUCUGGAAUCAAUGGCAGUGAAAGUGUUAUUUCUAUAAUGUGGUAUAGACGUUGUCAUAUAUAUUAGCGGCUUAGACUUACACGCAGCUGACUGAGCCUCUAAGAUAUUUGAAAAGAUGUAUACAAUGAAAUUUUAUUAUCAUGAUACUUGUUUUGACAAAU
Papilio machaon (common yellow swallowtail) is the source of this 1816-nucleotide messenger RNA. RefSeq names its product transmembrane protein 161B (gene emei). The coding region runs from base 163 to 1599 and encodes 478 amino acids. The transcript has 9 exons. The record is from RefSeq and is a predicted model, not a curated record. NCBI's taxonomy places the organism in Eukaryota, Metazoa, Arthropoda, Insecta, Lepidoptera, Papilionidae.